This is a messenger RNA of Salvelinus sp. IW2-2015, 854 nucleotides long. NCBI's taxonomy places the organism in Eukaryota, Metazoa, Chordata, Actinopteri, Salmoniformes, Salmonidae. The record is from RefSeq and is a predicted model, not a curated record.
ACAAUAUUUGUGAGUGUGUGGUUGUGUGUGGUUGAGUGUGGUUGUGUGUGGUUGUGUGAGUGUGUGUGUUUUACUGAAUCACUGUUCUGCUUCUUGUGCAGUGUUUACCACUGUGGAGAGUACUGGCUGCUGAAAAAAUAUGCCUGUGAUGUCACACUGGACCCGAACACAGCACACAGACACCUCUCUCUGUCAGAGAGGAACAGGAAGGUGACGUGGGGGAAAGAGAAGCGGCUGUAUCCUGAUCACCCAGAGAGAUUUGAGGACUGGCCACAGGUGCUGUGUAGAGAGGGUCUGACUGGGCGCUGUUACUGGGAGGCAGAGAUGAGUGGGGGAGGGGAUGACAUAGGAAUGACGUACAGAGGAAUCGGCAGGACAGGAAACACUGAUGACAAUAAGCUUGGAUGCAAUGACACGUCCUGGAGUCUGAGCUGCUCUGAUUACGGUUACACUGCCAGGCACAAUAAGGAGAGAACUGACUUACCUGCCUCCUCCUCGUCCAACAGAGUAGGAGUGUAUCUGGACUGGCCGGCCGGCACGCUGUCCUUCUACACUCUGUCCUCCUCUGACACACUGACACACCUGCACACAUUCCGCUCAACAUUCACUGAGCCUCUCUAUCCAGGGUUUUGGGUUGAAAUAAACUCCUCAUUGUCCCUGUGUGAGGUAAAAACCUUCAGUUAGUAAAGGACGGUUCUUGUUGUUAUUGAUUGGUGUUUGUAAAUCAUGUUUAUUUAGUCAAAUUGUUGACAUUACAAUCCUGAUUCUGUUUGUACUCAAUAACACUGAAUGGAACUUUCCUGGUACACAUUUGGCCAGAUAAAGACGAAUAAAGCUUUUUUUUUUUUUUUACA